CAACACUGUUCUUAGCAUUGCCGGUACAGCAGUGUUCAACCAGCAGCUGGGACACUGUACAGGGGAGGAAGAGGAUCCUUAAGGACUCUCCUUUGCCCUGUAUGCUUCUGGGGUACCUGUUAAAUCCCAUCCUCAGGCUGAGACACCGUAGCAGACUCAUCUUUUAUCAUAAGCCACCGUUGGCCCUGUGGGUGUGUGACCUUUGACUGGUCCCUGUGCCCCAGCAAGUUCUUCUUUGACUAAUCAUCAGCAGUAAUUCUCCCCUUAGGCUAACUUCCUGUCCUGGACUGUUUGUAAAUCUGCCCUUUGUCACUGGGGGUGAGAUGUACAGGAGCAGAGGAAGUGAUGCCUACCCAGGAAUCUGGGCACCUGGCUUCCUCACUUCUCUCGGAUGCCCCUGAAAUGAGAGACAUGAUAAGGGCUUUGUCAUGAGGAAAGGUUUUCUGUCACUCCUUUCCUGUGCUUGAGACCUGAUGGCAGCAUCCUGUGCCUCAGGCGUGGUUCUGGAUGAGUCUGCUCCAUCUGAGAGGUGUGCCUGGUAUGAAAAUACAGGAUGAAUGGCAGCAGGAGGUGAUUCCCGAGUCUGUGACAGUGACACACAGUAGCUAGAGUAUCAGAGCUGCUGAUAUAGAGUCUCAGUCGUGCUGUGUGGGAGCUGCUGUGAGUGGUGUGACCUCAGCCCAAGUACUGCCUUCCAGGUUUCAGAGCCCGCUGUCUCUGGCCUCUGCCACGCUCUCUGCGUUGACGUCUCUCCGAUCUGCUGCCUUCAGCUGCUCUCCUCCGCUGGUGGCAUGCGAGUGCCACAUCUGCCAAGAAGCCAGCUUGCUGUUUGAAAGCCUUCCAGGAGCACGGGCUUUCAUUGGUGUCUGUAAUGACCCUUCGGCGCGAGUGGAUGCCAGGGGCCUCCAGAACUGAACUUGUUCCAGGCGUCAUGCAAGGCCCCGUGCUGGCUCAGGGAUGGACUCCACCUUGUCCCUCUGAAGAGACUCUGCAUGCUCUCAGCAGCCAGGAGGGGAUUCUGCUGCCAGAUUCUCCACGAGCUGCCCCGCAGCAGGACUCGCUCAGUGGCAGCCUGGGAGGGGAUCUGUUCCUGCAGUCGUGUUGCUGCCGUGCCCAGUGCCGUCUGCUCUGAGCUCUCUGGCCUGCAUCGUCUGAACUCACCUGAGCUCCUGGCAGGCUGUUGGAUUGUUUUCCCAAGUGCUCUCUCUGAUCCUGUUGCAUUCCCUCUCUCAGAGCCCCCAAAGGAUGUGAACUUUGGAAUGGGGUCUCUGAGCACGCUGCAGACUCGGUGCAUGUGUGAGACUGUUGCUGACUAACAGGAGGACUGGUUCAUUGCUGCGAGCAGCCCUUCUGUCUGGCUGCAGGGCACCAGCCUUGCCUGGGCCCUUCACCAUGUUCCUCCUGCUCCCCUUUGACAGCCUAGUGGUUAAUCUCUUGGGGAUUUCCAUAACUGUCCUCUUCACUCUGCUUCUGGUUUUCAUCAUCGUGCCAGCAAUUUUUGGAGUCUCCUUUGGCAUCCGCAAGGUUUACAUGAAAACUUUAUUAAAGAUUUUUCAGUGGGCGACGCUGAGAAUAGAGCGUGGUGCCAAGGAGAAGAACCACCCAUUGUACAAGCCCUAUGUCAAUGGUAUCAUUGCAAAGGAGCCAACGUCGCUGGAGGAGGAGAUCAAGGAGAUGCGCCGCAGCGGCAGCGGCAAAGCCCUGGACACGCCUGAGUUUGAGCUCUCAGAUAUCUUCUACUUCUGCCGCAAAGGCAUCGAGACCAUCAUGGACGAUGAAGUGACCAAGAGGUUCUCAGCUGAAGAGCUGGAGUCCUGGAACCUGCUCAGCAGGACCAACUACAACUUCCAGUACAUCAGCCUGCGCCUCACUGUGCUCUGGGGACUCGGCGUGCUCAUCCGCUACUGCUUCCUCCUGCCCCUCAGGAUAGCCCUGGCAUUUACUGGCAUCAGCUUGUUGGUGACCGGUACCACGGUGGUGGGAUAUUUGCCAAAUGGAAGGUGUAAGGACUUCCUGAGCAAACACGUCCACCUGAUGUGUUACCGGAUCUGUGUGCGUGCCCUCACAGCCAUCAUCACCUACCACGACCGAGAGAACAGACCCCGGAAUGGAGGCAUCUGUGUGGCCAAUCACACCUCCCCCAUUGAUGUCAUCAUCCUGGCCAGCGAUGGCUACUAUGCCAUGGUGGGUCAGAUCCAUGGAGGGCUCAUGGGUGUGAUCCAGAGAGCCAUGGUGAAAGCUUGUCCCCAUGUCUGGUUCGAACGCUCUGAGGUCAAGGAUCGUCACCUCGUCGCCAGAAGGCUCACAGAACAUGUCCAGGACAAAAGCAAACUGCCCAUUCUUAUUUUUCCAGAAGGAACGUGCAUCAACAACACAUCCGUGAUGAUGUUCAAAAAGGGGAGCUUCGAAAUUGGAGCUACAGUUUACCCUGUAGCCAUCAAGUAUGACCCACAGUUUGGAGAUGCCUUUUGGAACAGCAGCAAGUAUGGCAUGGUGACCUACCUCCUCAGGAUGAUGACCAGCUGGGCCAUCGUCUGCAGUGUCUGGUACUUGCCCCCGAUGACCAGGCAGCCUGAAGAGGACGCAGUGCAGUUUGCCAAUCGAGUGAAGUCAGCCAUUGCCAGGCAGGGGGGCCUUGUGGAUCUGCUCUGGGAUGGAGGACUGAAAAGGGAGAAGGUGAAAGAUGCGUUCAAGGAGGAGCAACAGAAACUCUACAGCAAAAUGAUUGUAGGCAGCCACGAGGACCGGAGCCGCUCCUGAGCCUGCUGCCUCCAGCACUGCCACUGGGGCUGGCCAGAGCCCCUGCCCGCAGCACCAGCCAGGGCUUCUCUGGAGCAACUCUCAAUCUUUGGACUUGGGCACUCCAGAGCUGCUUGGACUCGCUUUUUCAUCCUCUGGCUGUUGUUUUGCAGAGGCACUACUGCUGCCUGGAGUCUUUAGGCCUUUGGCAGCUCAUGGCAAAGAUGCCUUCUUGUUCCUGUUACAGUGAAGCCCCUUGCAGGGGCAGUAUUAAAUGAAACUCUUAUGGUG
Messenger RNA from Motacilla alba alba, 3030 nucleotides. RefSeq names its product glycerol-3-phosphate acyltransferase 4 (gene GPAT4). Gene Ontology annotation, molecular function: glycerol-3-phosphate O-acyltransferase activity. Gene Ontology annotation, biological process: triglyceride biosynthetic process. Gene Ontology annotation, cellular component: endoplasmic reticulum. The transcript has 13 exons. Lineage: Eukaryota; Metazoa; Chordata; Aves; Passeriformes; Motacillidae. The coding region runs from base 1393 to 2760 and encodes 455 amino acids. The record is from RefSeq and is a predicted model, not a curated record.